This is a messenger RNA of Coturnix japonica (Japanese quail), 5422 nucleotides long. It is a transcript of the gene PTP4A3, whose product is annotated as protein tyrosine phosphatase 4A3. Lineage: Eukaryota; Metazoa; Chordata; Aves; Galliformes; Phasianidae. Gene Ontology annotation, biological process: protein dephosphorylation. The record is from RefSeq and is a predicted model, not a curated record.
CGGAGCUUGCGGCGCGCGCGCGCGCUUCUCCGGGACCAACGGGAGAAGGAGCGGCGGCAUCGGAGCGGAGCGGUACCGGUACCGGCAGCGGCUGCAUGUGCGGGUGCGGAACCGAGCGGGGCCCAGCGGAGCGGCGAGGCCGGAGCUGGAGCCAGGCGAGCAGCAGCCUCGCUCUUCACUGGGAUUUAUGGAGGUGUUGAGAAGCAGCUUUGAGCUCUGCAGUCCCCGGACACCUCUCCUCACCCGGCAUCCCAACCUUCGGAUUUAACCAUUCAAGGCUCCCGUGCAUGGAUUGCCCGAGCCAAGCACCGCUGCCGGCCGUCGCCGCCCCGUAGGCUCCCAGCCCCCCUUGCCACCCCCAAGUACUCCACAUACCCCGAUGGGGUAACGUGACGGGGCCACCACCGUGCCACCACCAUCCCCAUAUGCAGAGGCCUUUCUAGAGCGCAGCACCGGAGGCGACAGCCGCUCGCCAUUGCACACACGCCGAGGACACCGACACUACGACAAAGGGAUUUUUUUUGUUGUUGUUUUUGUUUUUUGUAAUUAUUAUUAUUAUUAUUAUCAUUAAUAUUAUUAUUACCGUUUGGCUUUUACCCCGGGGGCUUGCGGUGUGUCAAGGAAGCCAGCGCGCUCCCAGGAGCUGGGAUUAUUUGCACAACGGUUGUACAUUGAGUUCUCCAUUCUCUUCUGUUAUUUUUAAGUGCAGAGAGGGGUGCUGGUUUUUCUUUUCCCCUCCACACCACUCUUUUCUUGGGCUUUUCCAUCAUCAGCACCACCUCCGCAUCAUCCUUCUCUUGUCCCACCAUGGCCCGGAUGAACCGCCCUGCGCCGGUGGAGGUCUGCUACAAAAACAUGAGGUUCCUCAUCACCCACAACCCCACCAACGCCACACUGAGCACCUUCUUGGAGGAUCUGAAGAAAUAUGGUGCCACCACAGUUGUGCGAGUGUGCGAAGUGACCUACGACAAGACGCCCCUAGAGAAGGAUGGCAUCACUGUCAUGGAUUGGCCAUUUGAUGAUGGAGCACCUCCUCCCAGCAAGAUAGUGGAAGACUGGCUCAACUUACUGAAGACAAAGUUCUGCGAAGACCCCGGCUGCUGCGUGGCCGUGCACUGUGUGGCCGGCUUGGGGCGCGCUCCCGUCCUUGUUGCCCUGGCUUUGAUUGAGAGCGGGAUGAAGUAUGAAGACGCCAUCCAGUUCAUCCGACAAAAGCGCAGAGGAGCCAUCAACAGCAAGCAGCUGACAUACUUGGAAAAAUACCGACCAAAGCAGAGACUCCGGUUUAAGGACCCUCAUAACCACAAGAACAAAUGCUGCAUCAUGUAACCUCAAUGACCUCUUGCCAAAAUUUGUGCACACAGACACCCGGGCACUCGCACACAUCUCCCCUGUCUCUUCCCAGCCCCAUGCACCCCCACGCACUGCCCUGUUCGUGGACCCCACUGCUGGGGGCUGGGGAGGCGGGGGGGAUACAGAGCACCGCCAACGUGUCCCGGCACCUGGAGCGCACUUGCCUUGCUGAAUCCCCAAGAAAGGAUGCUCAGUCCAGCUGCAGCCCCAAAGAGGGAAGGCAGUGCUGCCCUUUGACUCUUGGCAUUAGCAGGCAAUGAGUUCAUGUGCCGGUUCUUUUGUCGCCUUCCUUCUCCUCUUCCUCUUCCCCUUCCCUUCCUGUUGCACUGAGGUCAAGUCCGGCACAAGGAGAGUGCACACAAGGGCACUUGUUUUGGGGGUGAUGCAGGUAGAGUGAUGCCAGCCAUGGAGGGGUGGGGAGCAGGAAAACUGGGGUACCCACAGAAAAAACCCUUUCCCAACUCUUCCACCCCAAAAAGGGCAGCAGUGGGUAUGGAAGUGGGGGAUGGCUCAGAGACCUCGGGGGGUAGAUGGUGAUGGCAAGGAGAGGAAAGGGGCUCAUAGCAUGGUGGUCGUGGGAACAGCUGAGCUAAAUGCCCCCAGCACUGUCCCCUUUAUCCUGCCCCUCUCCAUCACCAUCUCCAUAUAGGGUUUGCAGGGGGCUCAGUGCCCCCUCUGGACCCUGCAGGUAUAUGGCGAAGGCAUCAGAAAAUUUGGGGAUGAUGGCAGGGCUUUGAUUUACCCAGCUUUCAGGGGUGCAGGGUCAACACUGGGUCCCACCAAGUGCUGGAUGCUCUUAUUUAUGGCUUCCAGACUCAAUGCAUGGGGUGAUGGUUUCUAUCCCACCAUGUCCCCUCUGCUGGGCUUGCAGUGAUGCAGUGGGACUGAGCUCAUGCUCAGCAUCUUUGCCAUUGCAUCCCCAAAGCCAUGGCGCAAACCCAAGUUCUGGCUGUGAUGCCCAGUGAACACAAAGUGCAUUUUGGGGCAUGUCCACAUCCUCCACCACUAUAUUUGCUGGCCAAGGGGUGGGUGCAGUUUUCCCGGGGGAUUUUGGGUGCUCCUGGCAAGAGCACAUCACCAAAUUUUGCACCUUCCUUUCCUCCCUUUCUGUUGGCAUCUGCAACAUACGCAGCGCCUGGCACCUCAAAACCUCACCAGUAUAUGCCAUGGGGUGGAUACAAAGCUGCCCCUGAGCCAGGAUGGGAAACAUCUCUCAACUUUCUGCCUUUGAAUGCUUGCAGCUGUGGGAGCAGUGGGCACAUAGGGGGCACAGGUGUGGUUUUUCUUUUGAUGAGGGUAAGAAGAAAUUUGCUAAUUAAAGGAAAAAAGAAAAAAAAAACUCUUUGUCUUCCGCACGUCCUCUGGCCUUUAUUUCUCCCAUUGCUGCCCUGUAGAGUCCAGGAGGUGACUUUCAGCCCUCUGGCCUGAUCCCUAGCACUAUAACUGGGACAUCCAUGUGGCCCAAGUAAUGUUCCAUAUAUCCUAUAGGGCUCACUGUCACUCACCUGUCAGCUGCAGAGUCACAGGUGUUUGGGCAGGGCAAGCUAGUCACCCAAUGUCUGUGGUCUGGGGCUUCCCAACUUAUGCCUUCAGUGCCCUGUGUUGGGUGUCUCUAGAGCUUUGUGUGCCUUCUGAAAUGCAGACUAUCCAGAAACAGUUCAGAGGGCUUAUUUCUUGGGGUAAAUAUUGAGGAAGUUGGGCUGAGGAUGAGCUUGGAACCCUUUCCAAAGAGCUAGACCCACUGUAUAGCAGGGACAACCACCUCAGGAGAAACUGAUGGUACCAAGCUAGGUGGACCUGCUAUACGAAGCUGCUAUACCAAGCCCCACAUAGUGGGGCUGCCCAAGAUUGCUUCAGUUUCUGCUGCCCCAUUUCAGGCUGUUGAUUCCCAUGUUUCAUGGUGAAGACAGUGGUGGCUCUAGGGCCUGCUCUGUUGGGAAGGAUGAUUAAAAAGCCUGAUCCUGUAUUAAAGCAGUCACUCUGGGUCAUCCUCCCCUUCCUGCCCCAUCGUGUCCUGCUGCUAAAAUAGGUGCUGUGGCUGCUGCUUCGUCCCCAGAGGUUUUGGGAAGUGGCUUGGCAUUGUGACUGAGACAGCCCCAAUUCCUCUUAGAGACCUAUGGAGGAUUUGGGAUGAAGUGAUGGGAACCACCAUAGAGGUAUUUCUGCCCUGACAGAGGAGAAAUGUUUUAAGUCUAAGAUUGUUUUGGAGUCACUAUGGGACGGGCUUUGCAGUGCUUCUUCACUUCAUGUAGCAUCAACCCAACCACCUUAAAAUAGGGAACUCCUCACAUAAGAGCAGUCCUUGACCUGGAAAAAUCCAUGUCGCCAAAUCUUAAGCACCUCUGGCUGGCAGAGCAGUGUCUUGAUGUCCUUUGGUUUUGUGAGUCACUGCAGAAGAAAUUAUGCUGCUUUAAUUGCCCUGUUUCUUUUCCUUAUUUUCUUUUUCUUUUUUUUCUCUAUUGGGUGUUUCCUCUUGUUGUGGAACUUUCGGUCACCUCCCAUGUGCUUCUCUGACCUGCAGUCAAUCACAGAAACUCAACAGGGUGAGGAAAUUGAGGGUAUCCCAACUGGGUUAGAAAUCUCAAGCCAAUUCCUUAAUGUAAGUCUUGAGAUGGUAAUAGGGAAGGCUGGAGCUCAGUAGAUACAGAGCACCUGAGCAAGUCCUGAGUGACCAAGAGCUUAUAGCUUGGCUGAUUGUGCAGUCUUUUCUUCAUUCCUGUUUCAUCUCAGAUACCAGACACGUUGAAAGAAGAAAUGUAAAAAUGCUACAUUUGCCAGUUUUGUCAUGGCUCCAUUUGUCUUCAUUGGGUCUUGUAGAAGUCAUAGAGAAUGGACACCUGCAUGGCUUUGUCCGCAAACAAGCCACCUAAUCCUGCCCUUACCUACAGAAGUGAAGGCGCAAACUGGGUUUCAUCCCUCCUACCCCCAUCCAUCUCCUUCCCCUCCUCCAUGGAUACCCUCUAUCAUUCCAUCAUAUCAUAGCAUCAGUCAUAGCUGAACAUCACAUGGGGGAUAAAUCUGAGCAGCAGUCCGUGAUUGUGUCCUCUUGUGGUGUUACAGGUGUGCCUCUCUUUGCAUUUUGGCUUUGCAUGCCCCUUGUGUUCUCCAUGUUGGCCGGUCUGAUGAUGGAUUGCACAGUGGGAGCAGUGAUUGAAAGGAGAACACCACGUCCAUCACAAAUUAUUUAAGAAAGGUCUGGUGGCAGACAUUGCAAAUAUAUAUUAUGGGUCUUGUAGUAAGGCUGACACUGUGGUGCUUGAGCUGAGAGCUUCAGAUGAGGAUGUUUAUGAGUAACAGAUGUUCUGAGGACGCAGAGUGAUUGUCUACAACAGAACGAGUCAAUUUAUAUUAUUUUGUUUCUCUUGAGUUUGUUUCUUUUUGUUAUUAGUCCCAGUGGGGAAGUGCACAGGGAGAUUCGUGACUUCCACGCAGUUUCCAGGGUCUUAUAUCUCAUUUGCUUCCAUCAGGCUGGGUAGGCGGGGUUUGGUGGAUGGGUUUGGAUGAGAUGCUGUCUGGUGGGAGAGAAAUGCAGCCAGUUUCUUUGCAUGACGGAGGUCAUGGGGGGCUGCAUUCCCCCUCACAGACUAUCAGACAUUGAUGGCGAGGGGGACGUUUCUCCACGCUCAGCUUCCCUUCAGACAAUGAUCUCCAGAUGAACUCUCUACUUCCCAGCUGUUUCUUUCUGUGCAACAAAAGAGCUGCAUGUUUUCCUUUUUAACUCUGUGGGCAAUCAUAGUAGAAUGUAGAUUAAGCCCAGAUGACUUUUUAUUUUUAUUGGUUGUUUUUUUUCGGUCUGAGCCAUAGCUUAAGUUAUUAUACCCAUUGCUUUUUGUAUCAAGACAGCAUCACUUUGAAUAUGCAGAUGAGGUAUAGGAUCUUGACACUUUAUAACCUUUUUAAAGAGAAACUUGUCUGUUUACUUAUGUCUUGUGUAAAAAGGAAAAAAAAAAUGUAUGCCUUUUAGUAAUCACUUUUUUUUCUUUUUUUUUUUCUUUUUUUUGAGUUUUAUGAAAUUACAGUGGUUUCACUCCAGCAGCCGCAAAAUAAAAAGUGUUCACUCUUUUGUACA